AUGUCAUUACUCCUUGAAUCUGAUUUGGGAACUUCGAAAUAAAGAAGGUAAGGUAUUUAAUAAUUAAGAGUCAAACAAUCAAAGGAAUUUUGAAGUAUCGUUAAGGGUUCACCAUGCCCCAUUGUGAUAACAAUAGUGAAGAUGCAUCAUUCGAGCCAAAUGUAUGUUCAAAUAGAAAAAUUGAAUUACAAUAACCAGUCUAAAACACUUUUAAAGGAGAUUGUUUGAGUCCAGAUCCAGACCCUGAUUUUGAGGAAGAAAGUAAGAGCAUACUUCAAAUAGAGAUUAAAGAAAAAACUAAUUUAUGGGUCCAUGGAGGAUUAAGAAUAAUGUUUUAUAUCACUAAAUUUAUAAAGUAAAUGAAAACUCAUUCUACUGAAGUAAAGUUCAAAUCAUUAACAAAUGAGAUAGUUGGUUUAAUAUAAGAUUAAGCAAGCGAUGCAGAUAAUUUAUUGCAUAGAUUGAAUAAGGUUGAAUAAGUAAUGCAGAAUUUGAAAUGGGUUUUGAAUUAGCUACCUGUAUUAGAUCCUGAUUCAAAUGUUAAAAUAAUUUGGGACAUUUUUGUAUUAACCUAAAUUAUUAUCAACAUAUUCUACAUUCCAAUGAAGUUGGGAUUUGGUUUUGAUAGAGAAGACUUUUUAAGUAGUAUAUUUUUAGAAACCUUACCUUCUUGGACCUUUGUUAUAGAUAUAAUAUUAACAUUCUUUACUGCUUUUUAUAGUUAAGGUUAAAUACAUAGAGAUAAGUAGGAAAUUCUAAAACAUUAUGCAAGUCUUUAAUUAUGGUGGGAUUUGAUGAUUGUAAUUCCAUUUAUUUUAUCUUCUUAUUCAGUUCCUUACACAGAAUAUAUUUUAUUAUUAAGAGUGACAAAAGUAAAAUCAAUGAUUGAAGCAAUUGAAGAAGUCACAAAUCCAUCAAUUAAUGUAUAAACAUUAUUGGAACUAUUCAAAUCAAUGUUUUUAGUAUUAUUUGUGUCUCAUUUUUGUGCAUGUUUAUGGAAUCUGAUAGGAGAAAAUUAAUUAGAAAAUGGAAAGAAUUCAUGGUUGAUAGCUAAGAAUAUAACUGAUGCAAGUUGGCUUACAAAAUAUAUACAUGCAUUCUAUUUUAGUACUAUCACUACUUUAACAAUUGGUUAUGGUGAUAUAGUACCUUAAACAGAUUUAGAAAGAAUCUAUGUAAUUUUAAUGGCUAUGGUAAUAUGUGGUCUAUUUGGAUAUACAAUUUCUAGUAUAGGAAAUAUUUUAAGACAAAUGACUGAAAAAGAACAACAAUUCAAAUAAUAAAUGAUGCAUAUAAACAACUUCCUUAAAAAGAAAAACAUUAAUAAAUAAUUAAUGUUAUAAGUUCGAAAAUACUUUGAAUAUUUUUUAAGGAUGGAAUAAGAUUAUAAUGAGUUAGGUGAAAAAAUGAUGAUCAAUCUAGAUAAGAAGUUAAAAGAAUAGGUUGCAAUAGAUAUGUAUUGUGAAAUGCUAAAGAAAUCUAGACUAAUCAAAUAGACAUUAUCAUUAAAAAGUGUUCAAAAAUUAUGUUCAUUUGUACAUGAGCUUAAAGUGCCUCCAGAAGAAAUUAUAGCAGCAUAAAAUGAUUAAGCUAAUAAGUUAAUAUUUAUUUAAAGUGGAUAAUUGAAUUUGAUUUGUAAUUUAUUAUUUUAUUUAUUAUUUAAGGUGAUUAAAAAUUAAGAGAAACUAUAGUCGCAACAAUUGAGGAAGGCAGAUUCGUAGGUGAAAAAGAAUUCAUUACUUAAGCACGUUAUGAUUAUUCAAUUAGAUCAACUAAAUUCUGUUAAAUUGCAUUCAUCAAGUUAAUUUAAUUUUUAAAAUAGUUAUGAGGAUUUUCUUAGGAUUGUUAGAGAAGAUGCAUUAGAAGAAGAGAAUUAUUGCAUGCUUAGAGAUCAAAUGUUGUUUACUGAAGAGAAAUAAAAUUAUGGUGAAGUUUGCUGUAUAUGUAAAUGGACUCAUCAAUUUAAAAAGUAUACUUCUAAAUUCAAUUAGUUGUCCUUUAGUUUUCGUGCAUUUUAACUAAGAUAGAAUCAGAAAGAAGUUUAUGAUGUCAGAAGAUAUGUUACGUACCUCACAUAAUAGAGUCUAAAUUAAGAGAUUGUUUUAGAGGAAUAUUAUUAGAGAACAUGCUUUAGCUAUUAUUGUAAAUGAUAAUAUCAUUUCUAUUGAUGAUUUAACAGAUCAAUAUUUAGAUAUAUUAGGUUUUAAUAUGGAAGAUGAUUAAAAUGGAAGAUUGAUCAAGACUUUAAAAAGUCAAAAGUCUAAUAAAUCUAUUCUAAGAGGAUUUACAGGAUUUGAAUAAUUUAGUAGUGAUUCCUCUGACAGUGAUGACUCCAGUUCAUAAUUUAAUAAAAGUAAAACCCCUAAAUCAUCGAAAUAUUCCCAUUUGUAAAGUAUGGAAUUAAAGAAGGUUAAGUUUCAUCCUACUCCAGAGCCAGAACCUAAAGUUCUUAGGGCAUAGAAUUCAUUUAGAAGGAAAGCAGAUAAUAGACAUAAAACUCUUUAAAGAUUAACAUAAAUAUCAAAUAAUCGAUUUACUAAUAUUAGUUGUAUUUCAUAAGAUUAAAUUCCAUAAUAAUAAUAAUAAUAAUAAUAAUAAUAAUAAUAAUAAUAAGUUUAAUGUAGUGUUUAAAAACUAAGAAAAAAUAAUUCAAGUUCAUAUUCAAAUAUGGAUCUUGAAAUGCCAACAAAAUCUCAAUCUAAAUCUGAAGUCACUGGUAGUAAUAUGGUUAAUUAAUUGGAUGAAGUAAUUUCAUUAAAACCUAGUGAAUCUCCUAAUUAAAUUUAGAGAGUAGAUUUUGAAUUAGAUAGAUAUUUUAUUACAACCUACUAUUUUACUAAUUACAAUUUAGAUAAAAUCCUAUAAAAACUUCAAAAACCCAGAAGAACAAUUAGAUCUGAACAUAUACAAAGUAUUAUUAGAAAAUCAAAAAUAAAACCAAGUUAAUAUACACCUUUAUCUGAUUGA
Paramecium pentaurelia is the source of this 2967-nucleotide messenger RNA. The record is from the annotation of a GenBank genome assembly. NCBI's taxonomy places the organism in Eukaryota, Ciliophora, Oligohymenophorea, Peniculida, Parameciidae.